Molecule: messenger RNA, 2082 nt
Organism: Sclerotinia sclerotiorum 1980 UF-70
Lineage: Eukaryota; Fungi; Ascomycota; Leotiomycetes; Helotiales; Sclerotiniaceae
Exons: 6
Coding region: 1-2082 (693 amino acids)
Biological process (GO): signal transduction; regulation of GTPase activity
Cellular component (GO): cytoplasm
Source: RefSeq, a predicted model, not a curated record
AUGUCAUUUGGAGGGGACACCGGACUUGAUUCAUCAUCGUCGCCCAAUAUCGUCGGCAAUGGCAACAAUGGCGAGACAAUCGGAAGGCCUGCAACUCCUCAAGAUGCAGCCACGAAAGCGGUUCACGAUGUUACAAGCUCCGAGGUGAUUGAGUCAACCAAUUGGAAUAUCAACCUUGUUGAACCGGUUGAAACAGAGCAUUGCUUCCGCAAAGGCAGUCCCCCCCGAACUUUCAACGUCUGCAUAGAUAUGGAGCUGACUUCUUCGAAACAGGAGUUCGCACUUUUCCUCAAAAAAAGGUCCAUAAUGGAAGAGGAACAUUCGAAUGGAUUAAAAAAGCUGUGUAAAGCAACUGGAGAUAAUAUUCGCAAACCAGAGCAUCGCCAUGGUUCAUUCCUGCAGUCAUAUGAAGAGAUUCUUAUUAUACACGAGCGAAUGGCCGAAAACGGGGCUCAAUUUGGCGUGUCUCUACAUCAGAUGCAUGAAGACCUUAUUGAAAUGGCUUCGAAUAUAGAGAAGGGUAGGAAGCACUGGAAAAAUACUGGCUUGGCAGCAGAGCAGCGUGCUGCUGACACGGAAGCCGCCAUGAGAAAGUCAAAGGCGAAAUAUGAUAGCUUGGCGGAUGAGUACGACAGAGCUCGCACCGGAGAUAGGCAACCGGGCAAGAUAUUUGGCCUCAAGGGACCUAAAUCGGCAGCGCAACAUGAAGAGGACCUUCUCCGUAAGGUUCAGGCUGCAGAUGCAGAUUAUGCAGCGAAGGUACAAGCUGCACAAAGCCAGCGCUCUGAGCUCUGGUCAAAGUCAAGACCCGAGGCGGUGAAAGCGCUAGAAGAUCUCAUUCAGGAGUGUGACUCUGCAUUGACAUUACAAAUGCAGAAAUUUGCGUCCUUCAACGAAAAGUUACUUCUUAGCAAUGGUUUGAACAUAAGCCCUAUCAAAGCCAAAGAACAAGGCACCUCGAAUCGUAGUCUGCGUGAAGCUGUUCAUGCCAUCGAUAACGUUAAAGACCUGAGCAACUACAUCAGUAGCUUUGCCGGUAAGGUACCAUCACGGGUCACGGAAAUAAGAUACGAGCGUAACACGGUCUUGCAACCUGCAGCAAAUAUUGCCCAACGACAAUCAGACCCCAACGCUCUCAACUCUCGACAAGGACCAGGAAUAUCAUCUCAGCAACCUCAUCAGGUGCAUGUAAGCCAAACCUUUAACCAAGGCACUCCGCAAACACACCAGCACGAAAGAAGUUUUAGUCACGGCCCCUCUCUUUCGCAACACAUCGUUCCAACUGUUGCAUCGCCCACGGCGCCAACAUCCACCUCCCCUGACUUCACCACCUGGUCACCUCGUACAGAUGGGCCUCCUCAAAUCUCAACAUUGCCGUUUCAGCCACUGCCUCAGAACGAGACAGUUUUGCAACAAACACCACCAAAUCCUACGACUCAUGCUCCAGCAUCCCAUGGACCACCUUCGGCACUAUUAUCUGGACCAGGACCUCCGGCUUCAGGCAAUAAUACACAUCUAGCGCCUUUGAAACCAGUAUUUGGGCUUAGCCUCGAGGAGCUCUUUGAGAGAGAUGGCUCUGCUGUUCCUAUGAUUGUCUAUCAAUGUAUUCAAGCAGUUGACCUCUUUGGGCUCGAGGUUGAAGGGAUAUACCGACUAUCUGACGCAUCUAAGGUGGACUUUCGUAACCCUGAAAGCUUCUUCCACGACGUUAAUAGUGUCGCUGGCCUUUUGAAGCAGUUUUUUCGAGAGCUCCCAGACCCUCUACUGACUAGUGAACAAUACCCCGCAUUCAUCGAGGCCGCAAAGCAUGAUGAUGAAACAGUCCGUCGCGACUCUCUUCAUGCCAUCAUUAAUGGCCUCCCCGAUCCUAACUAUGCUACUUUGCGCGCCUUAACCUUACAUUUAAAUCGAGUGCAGGAAAGUUCGGCGUCUAACAGGAUGACUGCAAGCAACCUGGCUAUUGUAUUUGGACCUACUCUCAUGGGAGCUAAUUCUGGACCAAACAUACAAGAUGCUGGGUGGCAGGUUCGCGUCAUUGACACCAUUUUGAACAACACCUAUCAGAUAUUUGAUGACGACUGA